AUGAUCUCCUGCAGUCGCUCAUCGCCUCUGCAGCCAGGCCACGUUUUCCUGGCCAGGCUUUUCAAUUUCUUCUUUCUUUUCUCAAGAGUCACUGGUUACUUUUUUCCAUUCUCUUUUUUUCAUUUCUUGGCCUUAGUUUCUUUCUUCCAUUUUCCUUUAAUUCUUUUUUUUCUUUCUUUCUUUUCUCUUUUUCCUUUCCUCUUUUCCUUCUUCUUUCUUUUGAAUUUUUUAGCUAAAAAGUUAUCUUUUAAAUUCUCUUUUCAUUAUCUUCCUUCUUUUUCUUUCUUUCUUUUUCUUUCUUCCAUUUAUUUAAGGGCAAUCUGUUUCGAAGCAUCUUACAAAACAGAGGUUGAAUUUUCAAACUCGGUCUUUUUCAUUUCAUCUUUCUUUAUUCCCAUUUAUGGAAAACUUUCUCAUUCUAAGCCAGAACCUUUAAUUACUUUUCAUUCCAUUAAAUCAUCUUUUUCUUUCUUUUCUCAUUUUCCUGGAAUUCUUUUCAAUAAUCUUCUUUCUUACUUUUCUUUCUUUCUUUCUCUUUUUUCCUUCAAUUCUUUUCAUUUUCUUUUUUCUUUCUUUCUUUCUCUCUUUCUUCGAAUUCUUUUUUUUUCUUUCUUCUUUUCUCCAUUCUCUUUUUCUUUUCUUUCUUUUUCAUUUUCUUCUUUCUUUUUUUUUCUUUAUUUUUCUCUCUUUCUCUCUCUUUUUCUCCAUUUCCUUUCAUUCUUUCAUUCUCUUUUUUCUCUUUCUUUCUUUUUUUCUUUUUUCUUUUUUCUGUCUUUUCUUUUUCUUUUCCAUUUUUCAUUUUUUUCAUUUCUCUUUUCUUCUUUUUCCUUUUUCUUUCUUCCUUUAAUUCUUUUUCAUUUUCUUCUUUUCUUUUCUCCAUUUUCUUUUUUUCUUUUUCUUUCUCUUUUUUUUUUCUUUUUUUCUUUCUUUCUUUCUUCUUUUUUUCUUUUUCUUUUUCAUUUCUUCUUUCUUUUCUGUUUUCUUCUUUUCUUUUCUCUUUUUUUUCUUUUUCUUUUCUCUUUUUUUCCAUUUUGUCAUUUUUCAUUCUCUUUUCACCAUUUUUUUCAUUCUUUCUCUUUUUUUCUGUCGUUUUUCUUUCUCUUUCUUUUUUUUAUUCAUUUUUUUUUCAUUUCUUUCUUUUUUUUCUUUUCAUUUCUUUUUUUCUUUCUUUUUCCAUUUUCCUUUUUCUUUUCAUUUCUUUUUUCUUUGUGCAUUUUUUUCAUUUUUCAUUUUUUUUGUCGUUUUUUUGUUCUUUCUUUCUUCCAUUUUUCCUUUAAUUUUUUCAUUUCUUCUUUUUUCUCCAUUUCCUUUUUUCUUUUCUCUUUUUUCUGUCGUUUUUCCUUUCUUCUUUCUUUCUUUCUUCCAUUUUUCCUUUCAUUCUCUUUUUCUGUCAUUUUUUUUCAUUCUUUUUUUUUUCUUUUCAUUUUUUCUUUCUUUCUUUUUUCUUUCUUCCAUUUUUCAUUCUCUUUUUUUCAUUUCUUCUUUUUUCUCCAUUUUUUUUGUCGUUUUUUCGUUCUCUUUUUUUUCUUUCUUUUUUCAUUUUCCUUUUCUUCUUUUUUUUCUUCUUUCUUUUUCAUGUCAUUUUUCAUUCUCUUUUUUUUCUGUCGUUUUUUUCUUUCUUUUUCUUUUUCAUUUUUUUCAUUUUCUUUUUUCUGUCGUUUUUUCAUUCUCUUUUUCAUUCGUUUUUUCUUUCUUUUUUUCUUUCUCUUCUUUUUCCUUUCGUUUUUUCAUUUCUUCUUCUUUUCUCCAUUUUUCAUUCAUUCUUUUUCUGUCUUUUUCUUUUCAUUCUCUUUUUUCUUUCUUUCUUUUUUCAUUUUUCCUUUAAUGUCUUUUUUUUCUUUUCUCCAUUUUUUUCAUUUUUCAUUCUUUUGUUUCUUCCUUUUCUGUCUUUUUUCAUUCUUCUUUUUUUUAAUACUUUUUCAUUUCUUCAUUCUCCAUUUUUUUUUUUUCAUUCUCUUUUCAUUUUCUUUUUUCUUCAUUUUCUUUCUUUCUCCUUUUUUUCUGUCAUUUUUCAUUCUUCUUUCUUUUCUCAUUUUUCCUUUCUCUUUUUUUCAUUUCUCUUUUCAUUUCUUCUUUCUUUUUUUCUUUCUUUUUCAUUUUCCUUUUUUCUUUGUCAUUUUUCUUUCUUUUUCUGUCAUUUUCCUUUCAUUCUUUUUUUCUUUUCAUUUUUUCAUUCUUUCUUUUUUCUUUCUUUUUUCAUUCUCCUUCUUUCUUUCGUUUUUCAUUUCUCCAUUUUCUUUCAUUUUCAUUCUCUUUUCAUUUGUCGUUUUCUUUCUUUUUUUCAUUUUCCUUUCUUUUCAUUCUCCUUUUUCCAUUUUCCUUUUUUUUCAUUCUCUUUUUUUCUGUCUUUCUUUCUUCCUUUUUUCUGUCUUUUUCUUUAAUUCUUUUUUUUCUUCUUUCUUUUCAUUUUUCCUUUUUUUUUAUUCUCUUUUUCAUUCUCCUUUUUUCUUUCUUUUUUCCUUUAAUUCUUUUCUUUCUUUUUUCAUUCUUUUUCAUUUUUCCUUUUUCUUUCUUUUUUUUUUCUUUCUUCCAUUUUUCAUAUUUUUCAUUUCUUCUUUCUUUCUCCAUUUUCCUUUUCAUUUCUUUUUGCAUUUCUCUUUUUCAUUUCUUCCUUUUUUCUGUCUUUUUUCCAUUUUUCUUUUUCUGUCAUUUUCUUCUUUUCCUUUUUCCUGUCAUUUUUCAUUUCUUUUCCUUUUUUUUUUUCUCUUUAAUUCUUUUUUAAAUUUUCUUUUCAUUUUUUCUUUUCUUUUCUAUUUUUUCCUUUUUCUUUUUCAAUUUUUUCUUUCUUUUUCCUUUUCUUUUUGUUUUCAUUCUUUUCAUUUUCAGCCUUUCUUUACUUUCUUUCUUUCUUCUCCUUUCACAAUUCUUUUCGCCCAUUUCUUCUUUCUUUUCUCCAUUUUCCUUUCAUUCUUUUCAGAAUGCAUUUUCCUUUGGGCAAGCACUUUUUCUUUCUUUUAUCAUUUUCUUCUGACUGCCUUUUCUUUCUUGGAUUUUUUUUUCAGUUUUGAAUUUUUUCAUUUCUUCUUAUGUUUUAAUUUUUUUCAUAUUCUUUAA
Acanthosepion pharaonis is the source of this 3054-nucleotide messenger RNA. The record is from the annotation of a GenBank genome assembly. Lineage: Eukaryota; Metazoa; Mollusca; Cephalopoda; Sepiida; Sepiidae.